GAAAAAUUUCUUGCUGCACAGCGCGCAGCUGCAUCGGGAGCUCGCCCCAGUCCUAGGUGUAAAGGGCGGCCCCCGUCGCAGCUUCUGAAACGCACCCCAAUACCUUACUUUCUAUAUUGUGGUAAGCACGCUCAGGCGAAUUGGAAGACGCCCUGUUCCGGAGGCCCGCCCGUCGCGCAGCACGCUUACACUGCGAUGCUCACGGACGUUUACCAGCACGCCCAGCAACUUGCGACACCCUUAGCCACCGCUGUUGUGGAGGGCCUACAGCUCCAGAUAUCCGGCAUUAAUCUGGGCCCGCAGCCGAUGCAGGCAGUGUAUCCGCCGGCCGGGGGUGUGCCCUGGGCGGUCCCGCACUAUGAGGGCGGCUACGACGCCGCCCCUGGCUACGGCGCCGCGGAUGGCGGAAACUAUGGAGCAGAGUGGUACCCAGAUGGCGGCGUGUACCCCGGCAUGGAGUACGGCCCCGGGUCCUCGUACGGCGGGGGUGGCGACGAGGGCUGGUACGGCCACGACCCCCACGGCGCAGCCGCAGCGGCGGCAGCCGCGGCCGCAGCUGCAGCUGCCGCCUCCAUUAGCCCCUCGGGCCCCUACUAUGCCACUGCCGCCGCGCCCACCGGCCCCAACCGACACGCCAACAACUACGGCGCCUCCAACGCAGGCGCCUCCAACGCAUCCAACGCCGGCACCUCCGGUGCCUCAAACGCCGCCGCCGGGGGCUCCGGCCGCACCCCGGUGCCGGCUUACGUGGGGCGCAUCCGCGAGACGUCGCUGGUGAAGCGCGGUGCCGUGGAGCAGCUGGCCGGCGCCGGCGCCUUGUGGCUAGCACACACCAACUACACAGUCGCCGGGCCCACCGGGCCCGCGCUGCUGCUCACGCCCGCCGCCCUCAUCGCCGCCUUCAACAGCCGCCGCGUGCACGGACACACGCUGCUGGUCGGCCUGACGGCGGACGCGGCGGCGACGCUGGCGCCCGCCGCCGCCGCGGCGGCGCGCGCCGCCGCCAGCGGCACCGCCCUCGUGCCGCCGCCUGCCGGCGGCGGCCGGUCGGUGCUGCCGCCGUCCUUUCUGCGGCCGCUGGUGUACUGCCUAGCUCUGCAGCACGCCGGCGGCGCGUACGAGGCCAUCGGCGCGGCGGCGCUGGGUGCCGGCGCGCCGCCGCCGGGGUGGUGCGUGCCCGGCUCGCUCUUCCAGCCGGUGGCGGGAGCAGCUGGCGCGAGUAGCAGCAGCAGUGGUGGUGGUGGCGGCAGCGGGCGGGGCCCGGUGGGGAGCUGGACGGAUGCGGCGGUGGAUGCGGCGGUGGCGGCGUUGCUGGCUCGGGCGCCGCGGUGGUGCGUGCUGACGCAGUACGGCGAGACGGGGCGGUGGAGCUGCCCGCUCAACAUCACCGCAGCCCAGGCCCGCACCCGCAUGGGCUCCGGCUCCGCCGCGCUGCACUGCUGCCUGCUGGGCUACGGCGGGGAGCUGCCGGGCAACCUGUGGAUCCCCACCAGCAUGGUGCUGCCGCUGGGGGCGCUGCUGCAGAUCAUGGAGACCCACCCGGGCCUGACCUACCGGCCGCCGGGCGCCGCCGACGUGGACUUCUUCAUUGAUGACGCGGCGCGCGCCGUGCUGGGCCGCCCCGAGGCACAGGCCCGACUGGAGGCGCACCUGGGGGCGGCGGCGGCGGCGGCGGGUGCUGGGGCAGGUGCUGGGGCUGGGGCGGCGGCGGGCGCUGCGCGCGCGCAACAGGGGCAGGGGCAAGGACAGGGGCAGGGGCAGGGGCAGCAGAGGGCGGGCGCGGGCGCGGGUGCGAGUGGGAGUGCGGGUGCGGGCGCAGGCGCGGCGGCGCUGGACCCAGGCGCGGCGGCGUUCGUGCCGCCGGCGAGCACCGGCAGCGGCAGCGGCAGCAAGACGGGCGGUCAGGAUGGAGCUGCGGGCAGUGGCUCGGCAGGAGGAGCGGGAACAGGAACAGGGCCAGCGGCGGCGGAAGGCGCGGGGCGGGCGUCCAGCAGCGCGUCAGCGGCCGGCGGCGGCAGGCAGGAGGCUGUGGCGGCGGCACCCGCCGGCGUCGCAGCCGCUGCAGCGGCAGCGCCACCCGAGCCAUCACCACCAUCCGCCGCUGCCGCCGGUCCUCACGUGACGCAGGUGCCUGGGCCGGGGCUGGUGGGCUCGCCGCCAGGGCAGCCCACGUACGCACAGGCGGCGGCGGCGGCCGCGGCGCGAGCCGCGGCACUGCACGGCGGCCCACAGGCGCCGUCGCCCACGCCGCCGGUGCAGUCCAUCCCGCCGCCGCCGCAGCAGCAGCAGCAGCUGCUGCAUUAUGGCAGCGGGCCCAAGCCCUACAUGCCCAUCCCCAUGCCGCAGCCGGUGCCGGUGGUGGUGCAGGUGCAGACGCAGGUGCAGCAGCAGCAGCCGGCGGCGGCGCAGCAGCAGCAGCAGCCGCAGCUGCAUGCGGCAUCAACGUCGUCGUCAUCUCCGGGUGGUGUGCUGGUGCCCAUUCCCACGCCCUUCGUCCGCUUUGAGACGGCCGUGUUCAAGCUGUUCCAGGGCGACCACGGGCAGCACUCCUUCUCCUCCCUGUGGUGGUGGCUGGACGCCAGCGGCGGUGCCGACCGCAUGCUGGGGCCCUACAGCUGCGAGCAGAUGAUCCUGGCCUACAUCGCACAGCUGCUGCCGCACGACUCGCGCAUCUGCGGCACGCAGGGCACCCUGGCGCCGCCCGCCGCGCCGCCGCCGUCCGCCUUCACCCCCCUGGGCACACUGCUGGCGGCUGUGGACGAGGGCCGACCCUACCGUCUCAUGGAGAUCACACCGGAGCCGCCCACCGCGCCGCACCAGCAACAGCACCAGAACCACCAGCCGCUGGGGCCGCCGCCGGGGCUGCUGCCGCCGGCGCUGGCGGCGGCAGCCGCCGCGCGCGGCGGGCGGUAGGCAGCUGCGUGGCGGUGCUGGUGCUGGGUUGUGUGGCUGGGGACUGUGUGAGAGAGGGUGGGUGGGUGCCGGGGGGCGCAUGGUGCGGAUGGGGCGCGGCGUCAGCGGCCGUGGCUGCCGGUGCGGUUGGUGUACAAUCUGUACAUGCGUGCUGGUGUGACGGGGGGGUCCGCCGGCGUUUGGCGGGGCAGGAGAUUGGGGAGGGAUUGUCGGCGAGGGGGCGGCGGGUGCUGAUGACUGAUUGCGUGGUGGGCAGGAGCAGGCAGCAGGAUUGGGUCGUGCAGGUGCGGCGGCGAUGCGGUUCAGAGCCCGCGCGGCGUUUCGUAUUGGGGUGUGGGGGUGGGUGUUGGCGUUGCAUCACACGCCAUUGCAACCGGUACACAACACGGAAAGCAGCAUGCAUGGUUCGGGAUUCACUUGUAUGCAAGCUUGUGUGCGGGUGGUGCGAUGACAGUUGUAAAGGCGAAGUGGG
Molecule: messenger RNA, 3385 nt
Organism: Chlamydomonas reinhardtii
Lineage: Eukaryota; Viridiplantae; Chlorophyta; Chlorophyceae; Chlamydomonadales; Chlamydomonadaceae
Exons: 6
Coding region: 196-2913 (905 amino acids)
Source: RefSeq, a predicted model, not a curated record